This is a messenger RNA of Bombina bombina (fire-bellied toad), 5864 nucleotides long. It is a transcript of the gene SH3TC2, whose product is annotated as SH3 domain and tetratricopeptide repeats 2. NCBI's taxonomy places the organism in Eukaryota, Metazoa, Chordata, Amphibia, Anura, Bombinatoridae. Gene Ontology annotation, molecular function: protein binding. The record is from RefSeq and is a predicted model, not a curated record. The transcript has 18 exons. Gene Ontology annotation, cellular component: recycling endosome. Gene Ontology annotation, biological process: regulation of intracellular protein transport; regulation of ERBB signaling pathway. Bases 366 to 4496 code for a protein of 1376 amino acids.
CUGUAAAACCUCAUUAGGGAAGCAGAUCACAUCUGAAACUGGCUUGUUUGUUUUCCUAUUGCUAGACCUGUCCACUUUCUUUUGUUUGUGUGGACGGUUAGGUUACAUUUCAUCUUCCCUGUCUUACUCAAUUUGUAUCCAUUAGGACCUUUCUGAGAAUGGAACAUGGUCAGCUUCCCAGACUGUCUCUUGACACACCUGCCUGGGAGUGCUUCUAUUGAUUUUUCUUCAAUAAUUGAUGGUUUCUGGAAAUGGAAAGGAAGCUUAGGAGCUAGAUGUUUUCCCUCUGUUGACAGACUGAGAUAGGGUGGGUAGAAUGUAACCAGACAGAAGUUUGGAUGGUAUUCCUGGCCUGAUUUGGAGCAAUGGAAAUUCAGGGAGCAAAGAACAUGGUAUACAUGACCUCUAGUCAUGAUCAGCAAACAAAUAGCACACCACAUUGGUUUAAUAAUGCCUUUUCUUUACAACAAAGAAUUGCAAAAACAACACAUUUCCAUUCUUGUUCCUUUUGGAAACAUCUGCAAAGACGAGCCUCAGAAUUUGUGUCUUCCACAGGGCGAGGAUCAGUGGACAGUACUGACUCAGGAUUCCUAGCCAGUUGGUCAUAUCGACAAGAAUACAUUACAAACAGCCAAGAAAAAUGUCCCAAAGUGGAGACCAUGGCAUCAGAUGACCCGGAGGAUUCAAAGCUUGGCUUUGUGGCUGAGGAGAACCCAGUAGGGACGGAGUCUGUCUCCCUGGCAGUGGGAGAAGGAUUUAUCACUGAAAUUACCCUGUCCUUCUCCAUCCUGAGACGCUCCACCCUGGGUCCUAACGUCCCCCUGCAGGAGGUGGCAAGGAAGACCCUUUGGUCUUUGGAAAAUGACAGCAAGGAAGUGUUGCUGCUGUUUAAGGAGCUGUCUGCCAGGCUUGUCUCCAUCCAGGCACAAAAGGAUCUUUUUGUUAUUACCUUUAAGACUAUAGAAGAAAUCUGGAAGUUUACAACAUACCUGUCAUUAGGCUUUGUGGCCUGCAGCCUGGAGCACUUACUUUUUGAUGAGAGAUAUUGGUUGAACUCCUCUUUGGUGGAAGAUACUGAAAUUCAAGUCUCGCUGAAUCAAGAUGAACUGGCAACACUUUAUCUGGGCCUUCUUUUGCAAGAAGGCAGCUUCUAUGCCAGAACUGUAGCACAUGAUUGUGGAAACAUUGAAGGUGAUGACAUGCAAGUAGAUUUCUUGAAGGUCAAUAACAAUGAUGUGGUACAUGUAAAGGACAUCGGUGAUGAAGUGUCAUGGGAAGGACAGUCACUAAGCACUGGAGAUCGUGGCUUGUUGCCUAUUGUUGGAGUUGAGCCACUGCCACAUCCAUUCUACCAAUGGUUUCUAAAAACAUAUCCAAUGUCCUGUACCAUUUCAGAACAGAACACUCGGAAUGUGACAUCUCAGUCAAUAGGGCAAGGUCAGUGCACUGCCAGAGAGAACCAUAAAGCGGCAGGAUGGGAUGAGAUCAGCUACUGCAGAGGAGAUGCUAUUGAAGUUGUUGGGUUCUUUGUACCUGGACUGAAGUGGUUUGUGGGAAGAUGCCCUGCUAGUGGUGCCACUGGGUUUAUCCAAACAAAGCACGUUGACCCAAACUGCUUGAAAGCCCUUGAUAAGAACUUACUCUUUCUCAGUGAAGAUGAAAAGUCUUCCCUAAACUUCCUGGAUGAAGAUACUCAGCGCGGCUGCAUGGAUCUUUUAAUCAGCCUAUCCCAGACAGACAUAAGCUCUGUGUACAGGCUGGAUGGUCUUGAACCUGUGGAAAUGCAUCACAAGAUCUCCUCUGGUAUAAAUGAAGACUAUUGUAUGAUUCACAAGUCAGAAAGCUGGGAAAACUAUGAAACUAUCACUGGGUCAUCCAAAGGUAGUGCAUCCGAAAAGUCAAGCCCGGAUUCAGAGUGUAAGGGUGAAGUCGAGGGCUUCCAUAUACAUGGUCAGGAAGAUAUUGAUGACCCCAAAUUUUUUGUUGACUUGAAUGUUGGUGAUAUGGAGGACUUAGAGGUUUUUGAUCCAGUCCUAACAUUUCUCAAUAAAGAUGGAUAUGAACCCUACUUCCACCCCUUAUAUGACCUCCCCAUGUCUUUUCUCAAUUCUACAUUCUACGGGUUUUCAGAAGAGGAAGAUCUGCUGUUCUACUUGGAAACCUCUCGGAACUGGGCAAAGAGGAGUCAGAUGCCCUGGGCGCACGUUCGUUGUUGUUUCCUUCUGGGGCGAAUUUGUGCCAAAAGAAUGAAGCUCUCCCAAGCUAGGGUUUAUUUUGAAGAAGCCUUGAGUGUCAUCAGUCAGGGAUUUCUUGAUUUGCACUUAUUGGCUGCUUUAUAUGGGAACCUCUCUGCUAUCUACUUGAAACAAAAUCUGAAACACAAACAGGAGCUAUUGUUGGAGAAGGCAUCCAGCCUUCUAAUCUGCCUACCCCAACAUAAUUUUAGUUCAGAAAAUGAGCUUGAGGUGCUAAAAUUCCUUUUUAGGAAGUCUAUCAUUGUAAAUAAUUCUUCCUUUGAAGCCAGAGUUUGCUUUCUUGUAUUUCGACUUCUCCAACAACUUGGAAGAUAUGAUGAGGCCCUGCCUUUUGUGGAACGUUUGCAAUUUUUGCUCAUUACCUCAUGUCAUCAAAUGUUACAUUCUUCUGUAGGUGUAAUGCCUGUUUUAAGUUAUUUGUAUGACAAAAAAUAUCUUCCUCAUAUAGCACUGGCCUCUGCCAGACUGUGCAAGACUCUUGGUGCGAAACAGAUGCUGUCCCCUAUGUGGAGAGUUGCUGUAGUUAUUGAAAACCUUUCCAAAAUUGAUGGUUGCACUAGAAAAAUUAAUCACAUUCCUGCUCAAGCUGCUCCUUACUUGAAGUGUGCACUAUCCUGCUCCUAUGAAAGUGGAGAUGUGAAAGCUCAAAGGACUUUAUGCCUUAUUUUAUGCAAAUUGUACCUCCAGCAUGGUCUUCUGUCUGGUGCCAUUUCCUACUCAAAAAGGGCUGUUGAACUGGGUAGGUGGACUAGUGAAGAAGAGACUUUUGAAGUAUCUCUAUUUUUGGGAUGGAUGUAUAUAUUACAUGGUGACUUUGAACAAGCGUGUCAGAUUCUGACAUCUCUUCUAAAAUCAAUGCAGGAAACUGAUAGCACCACACAAUGUGGUGUUGUCCAUAACCUCCUAGCAAAUGCCCUGAAGAUGGAUAAAAAGGUACUUGAAUCAUCCAAAGGGUACUCGCAAGCACUUAAAAUGGCCACUGAAACUGGGAACAGGAGGAAUCAAGCCAUAGCCCUUGCCAACUUUGGGAGGCUGGCCAUAUUAUGCCAAUCAGUCGUUAUGGCUGAAAGAUAUUUUCUUAAGUCUUUCCAGUUGUACAUAGAAAUACAGGACAAUGAUGACGCAGAGAGAGAGCUGGUACAGGUGCUGAACUGGCUAGGACACAUGCUUGUGGAAGAAAAACAAUAUGAACGUGGCAGACUUUGCUAUGAGUUGGCACUGCUUUUUGCAUUGAAGUCUCACAACUUGAAAGGUCAGCUAAACAUCAUCGAAGAAUUGUGCAGUUUCUACAGCAAAGUGUCACCAGAAACAGGAUCCCAUAUUACCUACUGUGAACACUGGGUCCAGCUAGCUCAAAAAUUGAAAGACAGAGAUAAGGAAGGGCAGCUGCUGAGCACCUUGAGUCAACUCUAUCAGACGCUGAACACAGCCAAGUCUCUUCGUAAAGCCCUGGAUUAUACUAAGCAAAGUCUAAGGAUUUCCAUUGAUCUUGGCCAAAAUGACAAAGCAGCUGAGAGUUGGCUUCAGGCUGGAAGACUUUACUAUCUUUUGCAAGAAGAUGAGCUUGUUGAGAUUUAUCUACAUGCUUCCAUCCAGGCCUCUCUGAAGACAGAGCAGUUAAACACUACACUGUAUUUAUAUGAAGCAGCUGGUGAUGUGUUUUUUCAUGGGGUCAGGAGGAGAGAGCGAGCAUUGCCCUUUUAUAAGGAAGGUGCUCUCCCACUAGCCAAGAAACUCCAGGAUAAUGAGACCCAGUUACGACUGUAUCAUAAACUCACUCAGCUUCUUAUAAGCCAGGGAAAUUAUAAGAAGUCUCAGGAAUUUGCUACCUUGGCUGUCCGACUCAGCACUCUUGCAGAGGAUCCGUUGAAUGAGCUUGUUGCAUUCCAUCGGUUAGCCGGUGUUUACCAUUCUAUGCAGAUUUAUGAGGUUGCUGAGUACUGUUAUCUGAAGGCCCUGUCUUUGUGUUCCUCACCCAUGCAGCAUAUUGCAGAGGCCGGAUACUACUUAAAGGUUUACUGGCGACUAGCAGACAUUUCUCUGCUUAAAAGAAAGGAUCCUGAAGAUGCAGUCACAUAUCUCCUCCUGGCACUAGCAGCUGCUAUUCACGUUGGCAAUGAGGAAUUUCAGCUGAUUCUUAACAGAAAGCUUGCUGAUGUGUAUGGGAAAUUCUUGUAUGACAAGGAGCAAGCCGAGAUAUUCUUGCAGAGGACUGUGCAACUUAGCAAUAAUCAUACCUGAAGCAGUUAAAGUGAAGGUUAACUGUCAUUAAACUUCUUUUAUAAUAUUAAAAUAAAAAAUAAACCCAGGCAGCCAGUAGUAGUUCAACUUUCAAAUUGCUAUAUUGUAAAAUCUUGUGAAUUAUACUCUUUUAAUAACCCCCCUGGCCCCCUUUGUGUUCAAAUAUGUUUUUCUUUCUUUGUAAGGCAGGUGGUGCUGCUGCUAGCUGAUUGAAUCGGAUAUGCUAAGUUUAUACAACAAUAUAUUUAUUUAUUUGAAUGGUGAACUACUAACUGCUCUCAUUGAUUAAUUUAAUAUUAUAAAAUAAGUGUAAAGUGAUAGUAAAUCCUAGCAUUUGAGAAACACUAGGAUUUACCAGUGGAACAAAUAAAGGGGACUUUCAGUCAUGAAAGUUCCUUUAUUUGUUUGAAGCGUUCGUCACACUGAGCUCCUCAGGCAGCCCACGGCAGAAUGUUAUUUUGCUGUGAGGUGACGUUUCCACCUUUUAGCCAAUAGCCGUGCGGCCCAGCUGCCACCAUGCUGUAUAGCUAGCACACUAUUGGCUAAAAUCACCUCACAUCCAAAUAGUGUUCUGCCGUGGGCUGCCGGAGACGCUCAGCGCCGUUAACGCUUCAGUCAAAUAAAGGAACUUUCAGCAUGAAGUAUUUUAUACUUCAUGACUGAAAGUCCCCUUUAUAUGUUCCAAUGGUAAAUCCUAGCAUUUCAAAAACGCUAGGAUUUACUAUCACUUUAAUGACAGUUUACCAUCACUUUAGGAACACAACCUAACUUCAAGAUGCAAGUAGCCAAGUACAUGUAACCCACCUUUAAAGAUACAAGGAAUUAUGCCAUAAUGUUGGACUAUAAACUAAAGGGUGCUAUAAUGUUGUUUGUUAAAAUGACAAGGAAUUAGGCAUGCUAAAGAUUUUCAUGUGUCUGUAUGGAGUAAUGAAGUUGUUAAGGUCUUUUUUUGACUGAGCUCAGGUAUAAAGAGUUAUUAUGCUAUUAUGUCACCCUUGAUAAACAAUAUCUGGGCAAUUGGAUAUAAAUAUCUUUUACUUCAGAGAUUACAUUUUUAGAUUAAUGGACAAUUAAAGAUGGAGAUAUUGUAAUUCUAGUGCAUCAAAAGACUGAAGAAAUGUAUUGUUAAUAUGUAAUACUCUCAAUGCACUUUAUAUAAAUACACUGUAAAUACACUGUAUAUAUUGUUUUCUAUUUAUAAUGAUUAUUUAAAGUUUCACCAGCAUUAAGCUUUAAAAAAAAAGACUUUUGAUCUUCUAAAUUGCCCUAUUAUCUUCUUAGCUGAACUGUUCUUUGUAUGUCAUAUUUUCCAUGUAAUGGAAGAAUCUAGGAAAGUAUGGUCACCUAAUAAAGUUUUUGCGGAAGAGA